Messenger RNA from Myotis lucifugus (little brown bat), 1054 nucleotides. It is a transcript of the gene FAM216A, whose product is annotated as family with sequence similarity 216 member A. The record is from RefSeq and is a predicted model, not a curated record. Lineage: Eukaryota; Metazoa; Chordata; Mammalia; Chiroptera; Vespertilionidae. Bases 54 to 821 code for a protein of 255 amino acids. The transcript is spliced from 7 exons.
AAGAGGGAAAGCUUCCCCCGCACACAGCUCGCGGUCCCUGCACCCGGGAGGAGAUGCUCGGCCAGGGUCCGGUGUCCGCCUGGACGGACUGCAGCCCUUCCGCAGAGCCUCCGGCAGUGGCCAGGACCGAGGGUGGCGGAGGCGGAUCAGCUGGACAUUCUUAUUACCAGAAUUCCAAAGGUACUGAUGGAAUCAAAGAUGGACACAAAAUGAACUUACACAUAGCCAAGCUACAAGAGUUAUGGAAAACUCCUCAAAUUCAAACAAUUCACAUCACUAAAUCAAUGACAGAUGUGUCCUUUCUAAAGCAUCCAGACCUCACCAUAGGCCAGAAGCAUUAUCUGUGCAGCAUUGCUAAGAUCUGUAAUGUGAACUGUCUGAGGGUGUUAAUGAAGAGGCAGUACAUGCAUAUGAUCCAGCACAACUCUCACAAGCCAGGUGUCCUCACUCAUCACAGGAGCCACCUCAGUUCUCGUCACUCCCAGAAGCAGCAUUACCCCUGUACUACAUGGCGACACCAACUGGAGAGAGGGGACUCAGUGCCUUCCAACAUCGCAGCCGCAUCUGCACCUGAAAUGAUCACACAGCAUUCCCUUUGGCGACCCAUGAGAAACAAAGGAAGUUUAAAAACUGGAUAUGUGUCUAAAACAAGAUGUAAGUCGCUGAAGAUUUUUAGAAAACCAGGCAGACUGUUCAUGCAAUCAGUUUCCACAAAUGAUUUUGAAUCAUACACCAAUGAAGAAAUAAAGGAAGAUUUUCUAAGUAAGUGUAUGCAAUCAAUGUCAAUUGAAGAACAGGGAGAACAUCUGAUGUUAACUUGACAAUCUUGUCUUAUGUAUUGAUAAUGUGCCAAAGGUAGGGGUAGGGGUUGUGAAUUGAUACUGUUAUUCACCAUUAAGUCAUUAAGUCAUUUUGGUUUGUUCAGAAAUGUUUAAACCAUGUAAUUGGUUUGAUGUAGUUCCAUGUUCCAAUGAUAUUUGUGUAAUAAAGUCCCUGUGUAAAUAUAUGCUUUUAUUUCUAGCUAGAUACAAUUAAAAUUUUUGUCACUUAAAAA